Molecule: messenger RNA, 2652 nt
Organism: Lathyrus oleraceus (garden pea)
Lineage: Eukaryota; Viridiplantae; Streptophyta; Magnoliopsida; Fabales; Fabaceae
Exons: 2
Coding region: 1-2652 (883 amino acids)
Biological process (GO): proteolysis
Molecular function (GO): aspartic-type endopeptidase activity
Source: RefSeq, a predicted model, not a curated record
AUGUCAAUGUACACCAACGACCAAAGGAUGCUCAUUCAUUGUUUUCAAGACAGCCUUACCGGUGCAGCUUUACGCUGGUAUAUGGGAUUAGACAGUUCUCAGAUCAAGACUUUCAACGAUUUAGGCGAGGCCUUUAUCAAACAUUACAAAUACAACCUUGAUAAUGUGCCAGGCCGAGAUCAGUUGAGGUCCAUGCAACAAAGAGAAAAGGAGGCAUUCCGUGAAUACGCGCAAAGGUGGCGCGAAAUUGCAGCACAGGUUGUUCCACCUAUGGAAGAAAAGGAGAUGACGAAAGUGUUCUUAAAGACUCUUGAUACUUUUUAUUACGAGAGGAUGAUUGCAAGCGCUCCUACAGACUUUACUGACAUGGUAAACAUGGGAGUCCGUUUAGAGGAAGCAGUUCGAGAAGGGCGUCUAGUCAGAGAAGGAAGUUCAUCUUCAAGCGGGGCAAAGAGGUACGGCGGUUUUAUGAAAAAGAAGGAACAAGAAACUAAUGCUGUGUCCUAUAAUCAUCCAAGAAGGAUCAAUUAUCCUUACCAUUCCCAACACCAACAUAUAGCAGCCGUGACUCCAGUAAUCACUUCCGCUCCAGUUCAAGUCCAAUACCCUCAGCAGCGUACCAACCGCUUCCAACAGAAUACUCAGUAUCAGCAACAACAUCAACCUCAACAACAUCAACAUCAGUUACAACAACGUCCACCACAGCAGCAAAGAAGAACCAAUUUUGAUCCAAUUCCAAUGUCAUAUGCAGAAUUGUAUCCAGCUUUGAUCACUAAAAACCUUGUGCAACCACGACCACGACCUCUUGUACCAGAAGUGCUACCUUGGUGGUACAAGCCAGAGGUAUCUUGUCCCUUUCAUCAGAAUGCUCCAGGUCAUGACUUAGACAACUGUUUUGCUUUAAAGUUGGAAGUACAGAAGUUGACAAGAGCAGGUAUCCUGACCUUCAAGAACAUGGGUCCCAAUGUGAAGGACAAUCCAAUGCCAAGUCAUGGUCCUUCAUCAGUGAACAAUAUAGAAGUUUGUCUCAAUGAACAACGUGUUACGAAGAUAGAGGAGAUUCGGCGGUCUUUGGUUGAAAUUCAUUCUGUUUUAUGUGCUCAUGGUCUAUUCCAACAUGACCACCAGAUCUGUGGUACAUGUUCAGUCAAUUCAAGAGGUUGUAGAAAGAUUCAAGAUGAUUUGCAAGGCGUCCUUGAUCAGGGUUUGAUUCAGACUUCUAGACAAGUGAGUUCUCCAGAAUCACAAGAACAAGAGGUGAAUGUCAUCAUUCCUUGCUUCAACAUUCCAGAGAAAGUAGAGAUAUCUUAUCAUCCGAGGGAGCCAAUGGUGAUUUUCCCUCCGGGCCCAAUGCCUUACACUUCAGAUAAAGCGGUCCCCUACCGCUAUGCAGCAACUAUUAUUGAGAACAGUAAAGAGGUCGAGAUUAAAACCUUAGCCUCAGUUACCAAUAUCGCAGCAAAUAGCCGAAUGACGCGCAGUGGCCGCGUGUUCGCUCCGCCAGUUAUCCCAAGUAGAAAUGUUGAGAAAGAUCCAGUAGUCGUGGUACCAGUGACAAGAGAAGUAGAAGGGCAAACAAGCAAUUCAACCCUUGAUAAAGAAACAGAUGAACUACUUAGAAUUAUCAAGCUCAGUGACUACAAAGUGGUAGAUCAGUUGCUACAGACACCGUCAAAAAUCUCGAUCCUGUCCUUAUUAUUGAAUUCAGCUGUCCACAGAGAAGCACUACUGAAGGUGCUUGAUCAAGCCUUUGUAGAACAGGAUAUAACAGCAGAGCAGUUCAACAAUGUUGUAGGCAGCAUCACUUCGUGCAAUGGCUUAGGCUUUUGUGAUGAAGAACUGCCAGAAGAAGGAAAGAAUCACAACUUCGCUCUCCAUAUCUCAGCCAAUUGUCAAGGGGAUUCUUUGUCUAAUAUCCUAAUUGACACCGGUUCAUCUCUGAAUGUCAUGCCCAAGUCUACCUUGGUGAAGCUAAAGUACAAAGGGGGGCAAAUGCGGCACAGUGGAAUUAUUGUGAAAGCGUUCGAUGGAUCAAGAAAACCAGUCAUUGGAGAAGUUGAUUUGCCUAUUGGUAUUGGACCACAUGUAUUCCAGAUCACUUUCCAGGUUAUGGAUAUAGUGCCAGCUUAUAGUUGUCUGCUCGGACGCCCAUGGAUUCAUGAGGCGGGUGCCAUUACAUCCACGUUACACCAGAAGUUAAAAAUUUUCAAGAAUGGGCAAAUAGUGACGGUUAAUGGGGAGCAGGCUAUGCUGAUUAGCCACCUUUCAUCGUUUAGUGUGAUAGAAGCAGACGAAACGGCUGUUCAAACUCCAUUUCAGGCCCUGACCAUCGAUGAUUACAAGAAAAGUGAAGGUUCAAUCGCGUCAUUCAAAGACGCCCAACAGAUUGUCAAGACAGGUCCUACAGAAAUGUGGGGCAAGGUGAUAGAGUUGCCAGAAAACGUUAACCAUGCAGGAUUAGGCUUUGUUGAUGGAAAACAAGUGCAGACUUCAGUGGUGCGACCUUUCAAAGAUAUCUUUCACAGCGGUGGGUUUAUCAACAUGGUAGCAGUUGAGGAGGAUACUUUUGAGGGAAAGACAGAAGACGAAGGCCCCAGAUUUGUGACACCAGGAAGAUCUAUGCCUCGUGAAAGAUGUUUGUUUCAGUUGUAA